AUGAGCACAGAAACUAAAAAGGGAGUGAUCAGUGGUAGUUUACCAGUGAUCUCGGGACAAUAUACGGACUAUAACUUCAAGUUUACAGAAGUCGAAAUUCCGAAUGCUAGAUUUGUCAACGGUAGAAAAUACCCCGUUGCAAUUAAACUAACUUAUACAAAAAAUAAUGAAGCAUCUGAUGAUGAUUCAAGGUUGUAUGAAGAAUUAGCUCAAUUUGUCUAUGAUCUCUCGAAAGAUUAUGACACUUUUAAGACGUUAGUCAGGAAAUUUGGAGCACUUGCUAUAAAGGGUUUCAAUAGCACUGAUCCUGAGAAUUUUUCGUUAUUUGUUAGGAACUUUGCAAAGGGCUCAAAUCUUUCUGAAUUUAAGCAAAAUGGUAUCGCACACCCUAGAGAAGAUGUGGCUAAAGGAGGUGUGACAACUGUGAACAAGACGACCGGAUUUAGAAGACUUUAUGCUCAUCAAGAAUUAUGUCGUUUCAAGACCUAUCCAUCUAUCCUUACAUUUUUUGCCAAGUAUCCAUCAAAAACAGGAGGUGACGAGACUUUGACAAAUGCCUCGGAACUCUACAACGUGGUGAAGCAAAAAUAUCCUGAGUUCAUUGACGCCAUGGCAAAGAAAGGUAUCUACUUGACUCAAACCUGGCCUUUGGGUCAAAAAUUACCUAAUGGUAAAGUUUACAGUUGGAAAUCAGAACACUCAUUUGGCAGGCUCAUCAAAGAAGGUGACGAUCUAGAAACUCAGAAAAGGAAAGCAGGGGAAAUUUGCAAAAAAUAUGUCUCCGAGGAUUAUGAAUGGACUAAGGAUGGAGGUAUGAAAAUCAAUGAGCAUACAAAACCUAUCCGACUAGAUCCUUAUAACAAGGAGCCUAUUAUAUUUGGAUCAAUUCCUAGUUACUACCAGAAAUACAAGUGGAAUUUGGAAAACAUCGGCCCCAAUAUUCCUCCAGCGGUUACAUAUGAUAACGGAGAGCAAAUACCUCUUAAAUAUUUGAACUUUAUCCUUGAGCAGUCUAUAGAACUAUCUUUUGAUUACAAAUUCGAGGCUGGAGAUAUUGUACUACUUGAUAACUACACUAGUUACCAUGGAAGGACUAAAUAUGGUGAUCAACGCAGAGAGAUCCUGGCUUGCUUUUUGGAUGAUGAUGAACAAGAGAAAAAGGUUCCAAUACCAUUUAUCUCAUCAUAA
Messenger RNA from Brettanomyces bruxellensis, 1188 nucleotides. RefSeq lists its product as uncharacterized. Gene Ontology annotation, molecular function: oxidoreductase activity. The transcript has a single exon. Lineage: Eukaryota; Fungi; Ascomycota; Pichiomycetes; Pichiales; Pichiaceae. The record is from RefSeq and is a predicted model, not a curated record. Bases 1 to 1188 code for a protein of 395 amino acids.